Molecule: messenger RNA, 462 nt
Organism: Knipowitschia caucasica
Lineage: Eukaryota; Metazoa; Chordata; Actinopteri; Gobiiformes; Gobiidae
Source: the annotation of a GenBank genome assembly
AUGUCCCACGGAGCUAGGACUGUCCAAGACGCCCGCGAGGCCUUCAGGUCCUGCCUCAGUCCUCAGUUCUACGAUCAGUGGGCAGAGACAUAUGAAACGGACCAUGAUCAGAUGCAGUACAUGGCUCCCACACACACUGCAGAGGCCGUGAAGAGACACCUGCAGCCGAUCCCAGAGCAGCAGAGGGUCCUGGACGUGGCCUGUGGAUCUGGACUCGUGGCCAAAAUGCUGUCCUCUCUGGGUUUCCGCUGCUUUGUGGGCGUGGACAGCAGCGCCGCCAUGUUGGAAGAGGCUCAGAAAACCAAGCUGUACCAGAGCUUGCAUCUGGCUCUUCUGGGGACCCAAGACCUGCCUGUAGGCUCUGAGCAGUUUGAUGUGGUGACCAUCGUGGGAGCGCUGUACCCGGGGUUUGUGCCUGUGAAGGUGGUCCGAGAACUGUGCGCCGCUGCCACACCUGGCUGA